UGCCCGCUCCCCCCGGCCCCAUGGCGGGGCCCGCCGCGCCCCCCCGCGCCCCGCCGCGGCCCUGGGCCGCCCUGCUGCUCCUCGCCGCGCUGCUGCCCGCCGCCGCCCCAGAGAAGGACAUGCCAAACAGACCUUUGAGAGUGCGCGCACAGUCUCCAGAUGGCAAGUUAUCUUUUCGGUGGAAGCCACCUUAUGGAGCAGGCUUUGGGCGUCCACGCAGCAGAUCCCAAGGUUACCUCCGUGGGUACGGAGAGAGCAGCCGAAGGAUGGGCUAUGCUCCACUGCUGCAAGAGCGACAAAACCAGGAAGCGAGAAGGCUAGCCUCUGAGUCAGUUCAUGUGGUUUCACUGCCCUCAAGGAGCUCCCAAGGACGGAGCCAACCUGUCUAUAGGUCAUCUUUAACUAAAAGAAAAGUCACGGAGGAAGAAGAGGUGGAGGUGGCACAAGACAUAACUGUUCGAGUUAUGUCCUCUCAGUCUGUGCUUGUUGCUUGGACAGACCCGCUAUAUGAAAAACAGAAGGUUGCAGCAAAUAGGCAAUACAGUGUUCGCUAUCGGGAAAAGGGGGAAUCGGCAAGGUGGGAUUACAAGCAGGUGUCCAACCGGCGGGCACUGGUGGAGAAUCUGGUGCCGGACACCAUGUAUGAGUUCGCUGUCCAAAUCUUGGACGGAGAAAAGGAAGGCAAAUGGAGCGUGUCUGUUUACCAACGGACCCCGGAGGCGGCUCCUACCAGUGCACCUGAAAAUUUGGAUGUUUGGCCACUAAAGGGGAAACCAACUUCUGUAGCAGCAUCCUGGGAUGCUCUCCCAGAGACUGAAGGAAAAGUCAAAGAAUACAUUCUUUCAUACGCCCCGGCUCUCAAGCCAUUUGGAGCAAAGUCCAUCACCUAUUCUGGAGCUACAACAUCAGCCAUAAUAGAUGGUCUGCAGGCCGGGGAGCGCUAUAUUUUCAAAAUUCGUGCAGCAAACAGGAGGGGACCAGGUCCUCAGUCUAAAGCCUUCAGCGUCGCCAUCCCAGCAGCUUCUCAUGAGGAGUCAGUUGCUCAGCAACAAACAAAUAUUCAAGAUAAUUCAGAGGCUAAAAAACCUGGGAAUGCUGGAUCAUCUCCUUCUCAAACUUCUAUUUCUUCAAAAGUCCAGCCAUCGCUUUCUUCUAAGCAGUCGUCUGUUCGUUCACCUAAUGUUGGUGAUAAGAAGAGUCUUCUUUCUGAAUAUAAGAAUAAAAUCUUGACUCGAGGGGUCCUAAGUAAAUCUCAGUUACCUUCUAGAAAGACAGGAGAGCUGGAACCUGAUCCCCAAUCCACUGAGGUGACAGACGAUCACGAUUCCUCCCAAGAAACUCCAACGACACCACCAAAAGCCCAGGAUCAGAGGAGGAAUGUUAGACCCUUGUCCCCUAGUCGGCCAGUCCAUCCUGUCCUUGCCUCAGGGAGGACCUCUGUUCGAACCCAUACAUCAGAGGUGUCACAGCAGAUGAGCACAGAGAAACAUGAGCCACCAGCACCGUUACCAUCGUCAGCACAACACUCUUCUGCCUCAUCUGUUCCCAAAUACACAGAUAAUGAAACAAAGCAGCUGAGGCAAAGCAACACUAAUGUGCCUUCUAAGACCACUUCUCAUCCUUUGCCUGCCAAAAAUAACGAUCUUGUGGAUAGUGUGGAAGGAAGGCCAGACCCUGUGCUGGUGAAGGUGACUUCUAAAAUUUCAGAGCCUAGCCGCCUGGCUUUGCUAUCAAAUCGGAAGUCUGCUAUCUCUCAUGAAGUUGUCCCAAGCCAUCCUAGUAGGUCUGGCUCUCUAGGUCAUUCACAUCAACCCUCUUCCAAAUCAGCAGAUUCCCAUGCUCGUGAUAGCCAUAAUGAGUUUGACAGUGAGGAAGCAGAGGACAGAGCAGGACAGACCAGUUCUAGGUCACAGCAAAAAAGGCUUCCCUCAGGCUCCAGUACUCGAACGUGGAAGGAUUCAAAAUUAGCUGCGGUGGCAGUCUCAUCAAAGUCUGCUGUUUCUAGUCACACUUCACCUCACUCUCGCUCCUCCACCAGUGCUAAAUCAGACAGAAAGGAUGUUGAUGAGAACUAUAGGAAGGAUUCACAAGAUGCAAACCCCUUAUUUUCUUCUCUACCCUCUUCCAGGCAGUCUUCUUCAGCAAUCUAUUCCAAGAGAAGAAAUCCUCAGGUUGAUUCUGGUUCUCACCUCAGAGAUACACAUAGUGAAAAGUCACCCCGCUCUGAUUCAGAAGAACAACAAAGUCAAGCAGCUGCUCCAGAAAAGCAUUCUCUUUUGCAGUCUUCUCUUUCCCAACGUAAGUCUGGAGAGCAGGACAGCCAAGAGGUAACAGAAAUGCUUGCUCGAUCAAAACCAAGUGUAUCUUUGCGUAAAAAGACAUCCUCCUCUCAUCUUCCAUUGGAGAAGACCUCUCACUCAGAGCCUCCACAGAGGCCACAAACCAGUCCUUCCUUACUGCAUUCAAGGGGCCGGCGCCUCCCAUCUCACAUCUCAUCCCAGAGUAAUGAAGAAUUGCAGGAAGGUGAUGAUGAGGAUGUAAGAGAAGGCAGUGACAGAGCAAGCAGCCACUCUGUGUUUCCUAAAGAGGUGUCCUCUUCUAGGGGAUUACCUGCAUCUUUCUCUCAGGGAAGCUCAAGUUCACCUCUAUCAAAGCAACAGCAGCCAGGUUCUCAGGUGCCUUCCCACAGACCAAAAUUUACUCAGCCAUCCUCCAGUUCUGCCAGUGAUACAGCAAAAGACAACCAGUAUAAUCCAAGGUUGUCAUCCACUUCUUCAAGACAAGUUCGUCCUUCAUUACCUACUCGCUCAAGGGUCACUACAAGAACAGAGUCCCAAACAGAGAAAAAAUAUGGCCUGUUGCCCUCAAAAAUGUCCAAAGCUGAACUUCCUCAAAAAGUUCCUUCUUCCUCUUCAUCUAAAUCUCGUCAGUCAGUUUCUGAUGAAGAGGAUGAUUAUUACAGUGAAUAUGAUCAGAAAGAAGUGGAAGAGAAACCCACAUCUUUGGCAGCAAAAUGGUCCCCUUCUGUUUCUAGAGGUAACAAAAAUACAUAUGAUGACACUACUAGCAAUAAAAGGAAAUCUAUGGACAGUCUGCUACCUCACAAAGUAAGUUCUGAAGAGGAUGAGAUGGAAAAAACUCCAACAUUAAAAAUAUCUUCUCCCGAAUCACCAGGAAGUUCUGCCACAGCAUCACAGAUUACUCAGUCCUCUAACAAGCAUACCCCAUCUAAACCAAGCUUUGUCUGGCCACGUUCUUCUGUAUCUACCACCACACACACUGUUUCUCCAACAGUUUCUUCUUCCACUUUGUCCCCUCGCCAACGACUAUUGAACUCCAGGCUACGGAGCUCUUCCCAACGGCAAUUUAUUAGACCUCCUUAUAGACAAGGUUAUAAUGGGAGACCUAAUCUUACAACAAAAAAUGGAAAUGGAAAAAUAAUACCUGGUAAUAAUGGAAAACCAAGUGGUCAGAGAGUAAUCAAUGGCCCUCAAGGAACAAAGUGGAUUGUAGAUCUUGACCGAGGACUGGUGUUAAAUGUUGAAGGAAAAUACCUCCAAGAUUCCCAAGGGAACCCUCUCCGAGUGAAAUUAGGAGGGGAUGGACGUACAAUUGUUGAUGAAAAGGGUGCCCCAAUGGUGAGUCCUGAUGGAUUACCUUUGUUUGGACAUGGCAGAUUUAGUAAACCUGUAGCGAGUGCACAAGAUAAACCAAUAAUAAGCCUUGGAGGGAAACCUCUGAUUGGUCUUGAAAUGAUUAAGAAAACAACCACUCCCUCAACUACUACAACAACAAUACCCCCAACAACUACCACAACUACUACUACAACCACUACAACAACUGUUGCUACAACUACCACCACCACUCCUGAACCAACCACCACUGAACCACCCACUGAGAAACCACCCCCAACCUGUCCUCCAGGCACCUAUGGACAGUAUGAUGAUGAGGGAAACUUGCUGUUGGGGUUCGAUGGCCUGCCAGAGUGCAAUGCAGAAGAUACAUUCUCAGGACUGGAUUCAGAUGUGACAGCAACUCCAGAGGCAUAUGUGAUAUAUGAUGAUGACUAUGAGUUUUUUGAGAGCACUUUGCCACCAACCACCACCACCAUCACUACCACCACUGCUUCUACAACGACAGAAUCAGAAGUUGUCUAUCCGGAGACUAGUGUUGUUGGCACCGGUCCUGUGUCAGAAUAUGAUAUUGCUGGGAAGAAGCGGUUCACUGCUCCUUAUGUGACCUAUCUCAAUAAAGAUCCAGCAGCCCCCUGCUCCUUGACAGAGGCCCUGGAGCACUUCCAAGUGGAGAGCCUUGAUGAAAUCAUCCCUAAUGACCUCAGAGAGAAAGAUCUGCGUCCCUUGAAAGCCCCUCACAACAUCACUGUUGUGGCAGUUGAAGGCUGUCACUCCUUUGUCAUUGUGGACUGGGCCAAGCCUGCUCGAGGAGACAUGGUAACAGGCUAUCUGGUUUACAGUGCAUCCUAUGAUGACUUUUUAAAGAAUAAGUGGUCAACCAGAACUGCAGGGACUACUCAUUUGCCAAUUGAGAACCUGAAGCCUAACACACGGUAUUAUUUUAAAGUCCAAGCAAAGAAUCCCUUUGGUUAUGGACCUGUUAGCUCUUCAGUCUCAUUUAUCACAGAAUCUGACAAUCCCCUCCUCAUUGUCAGACCACCUGGUGGUGAGCCUAUCUGGAUCCCAUUCACUUUUAAAUAUGACCCCACCUAUUCAGACUGCAGUGGCAAGCAGUAUGUGAAACGAACUUGGUACCGCAAGUUUGUAGGAGUGGUUCUUUGCAACUCCUUAAGGUACAAGAUUUACCUCAGUGAUGACCUGAAAGACACUUUCUACAGCAUCGGGGAUAGCUGGGGAAGGGGUGAGGACCACUGCCAGUUUGUGGAUUCACACCUGGAUGGAAGAACAGGACCUCAGUCAUAUGUUGAAGCCCUGCCCACCAUCCGAGGAUAUUACCGCCAGUACCGCCAGGAGCCUGUAUCAUUUGGACGCAUUGGACACACAACACCCUACUACUAUGUGGGCUGGUAUGAGUGCGGUGUGCCCAUCCCAGGGAAAUGGUAGCAGUCUGCUUUCCUGUCUUAGGCAGACCAUGCUUUUCAAAUUAUUUCUACCAGAGGACUGUGAGCAACUUAUUCGGGGAAAAAAAAAAAAAAAAAAAAAAGAAAUGAGGCAAACCCGUGAAGACCAGCUGCUCAAGAAACCCUCAUGAAGUCAAACACAGUCCCCCCUUUACCAGCCUAAAUCUGUGGUGCUGCUUGAUUUCUGUUUGGAAGCAGGGACAGAAUAUAAGUUUGGUGUCCUACUUUCCUCCUCUGGGUCUGUAAGGCACAGAGAGGCGGUUGCAAUGUGUGCAGCCUGUGAAAACUAGAACUGUAUUAGCCACGAAAAUUUGGAAGUUUCUUAUAUCUUGCAGGAAUGACCUAAGCAUGCUGUGCUUGCUUAAUGGGAUGCUAAACUGCCCUUUGCUGCCCGCUGGGGCUUCCCUAUGCAAUUGUGCCAUGUAACUGGCCACCCACCAAAGGCAAUAUAUUCUCCUGAAGACUUACCCUGUGGGUUCACCCACUGUUGGACUAAUCACCAGGUCACAGUGUAAAUUCACUCUGAGAUAUAUGUAUAUCUAUAUCUAUAUAAAUACAGUACUGUACAUCUGCAGAAGUACUGCUUAGUGAUGCUGAGAUUUUCUUGUUCACUAGAUAAAUAUGUUUGGAAUUUUUAUGUAAAAGGUGCUGUUAAUUCUUUGAGAUAUUGCUAUGCACAAUAUAUUAACCAAGGAAAGAGCUGUAUUCUUCUUGUGAGUACUGUUGAUCUAACAUUUGAAUUACUGGUCAAAGAUCUGUGUCCCACUUCCUUGGCAGCCUUUGGACUGGACAUUCAAUGGGAAUCUACCCCUCUACCCAUGUUAGAGUGUCACUGUGUGGUCCAGCAAAAACACACAUUCAAUAGUUUAUCAGCAUCAGUUAAACUUUCUAUCCUUUUCUAUUUAAAAGUUUUAGUGCAACUUUUCUUCAAUCCAUUCUCAUCUUACUUGGUAUGUUAUUUAUUCCUUGUCAGUAUCUUUCACUUCACUGUGAAGAAGCACGGGAUGAGUAACUUGCAAAUUAGAAACUGCUUUUAACUUAUUUGACCUCCAAAAAGAAGCCCAAGCUACCAAUACAAGAGUCAACGAGCAGGAAACUCAUUUGACUUUGAUCCGUCCUGGGAACAAAUUGGGAUACACUUCCUUUAAAAUACUACCACAAUCUCUUCCAUCCAGACCAGAAAGCAAAUACUUGCAAUAACGUAGGAUUUUAGUAGUUCUUCUGGGCAAUCUAGCAUUAAUGGUUUACUUAGUAAUUUUCAUGGUCUUACUGUUUCAUGGUAACAUCUCAACAGCCUUUGCUCAUGUUAGUAAGACUCCCCCAUUCUGACAACCUGGGAGAGCAGCAGCAUUCCUGGGGAAUGGGUCUGGUCUCUGGUCCAUCUCUCACUCUUAUUCGAGCUUACGUGUAGUAUAAGUCUAAUACCUUUUCAGUUGCUUCCUGUAGUUAUUGUAAAUUGUAUGGGGACAAAAAAGGAACUAAAGUGAUUAAAAGAACAUUUUAUUUUUCAUGGUGAUUCGGGUUUUAACAUUUUAAUUGUUCUCACAUACUUUUGCUUCAGUACAGUGCCAAAUAUAUGGUCUUGAAGUAUAACUUUUUUCCCUAAUAAACCUAUGAUACAUGGUUCCA
Molecule: messenger RNA, 6724 nt
Organism: Tyto alba (common barn owl)
Lineage: Eukaryota; Metazoa; Chordata; Aves; Strigiformes; Tytonidae
Gene: FNDC1
Product: fibronectin type III domain containing 1
Exons: 20
Coding region: 21-5078 (1685 amino acids)
Molecular function (GO): protein binding
Source: RefSeq, a predicted model, not a curated record